AUGUGCCCGCGCGUCCUUGGCUCUGAUUGGCCAGCUCGUUCAGCCCGUUGCGAAGCCACGCCCCCUCCUCUCCCGAGGUAACUAACAGCGAACCCGGAGGAGGAAGACCCGUGUCGGAAGGAGAGCGGCUCUGGCGGUGUUGGGGCGCAUCCCACCCGGGUGGUCCAGGCCGAGGCGGUGGGCCUGAACGCCAUCUUCCUUCUCCUCAUGUCCCGUGUCUCUCAGGCCUCGGGGUCCAUCUUGCCGCCUUUGGGGUCCCUGGUGGCCCCCAGGAAGGGGCCCGGCCCGGCCGACGGCAACGGGGAGCAAGGGGAGGCUGCGGACACAGGCUCCAGCUCACUGAUGAACUUGGCCCGUCCCUUCCAGAAGGCGGAGGCUCUCCUGCGCCAGUGCGUGAGCCCGGGCCUGUGGCGCCAGCUCCCCUUCCAAGCUGGCUCGAGUUCCUACGACAGCGAGGAGGAGGACUCCCCCGGGGGCUUGGCCCGCCUGGCCCAGGUGGAGGGCAGCUUCUCGGGUCUCCGCCGCUGUUUGCGCGUGCAGGAGAACCCCCGGAGCGAGACCUUCCGUGGCUUGGUCCGUCCGUCCAGCCCGGAGGCUGCCCGAGGCGCCUUUUCCCACCACCCAGCCCGAGCCAGCGUGGCUCGCCAGUGUGCCACCCUUCACGCCCUACUGCAGCACCGGCACCACCUGCGCCUGGCUCGUCACUAUGGCCGGCGCCUCAAGGCAGCCUCGGACUUCGUGGGCCACCUGCGGGCCGCACGGCGAUGCCUCUUGCUCCCGGCCGGCCGACGGAACCCCUCCUGGCCCCGCCUGCUGCGCGGCCUCUGUGAGGAGAUGCGGGCCCACGCCGCGCAUUGGGAAGGGCUGCGGCAGCACAUCCGCCGCGACCCCUGGCUGCGGCCUCUGCUGCUCCAGCGCCCGGAAGCGGUGCGGCGCAUGAAGCACGCUCUCUCUCUGCUGGCCUUGCAUGCCGCCCGGCUUCUGGAAGGAUGCUUGGAGGCCUACCUGCGCUCUGUCACCUACCCGGCUGCCCCCGGACCCCUCUCGGACCUCUUCCAGGGUUUAGAGAUCUACAACCAGGUGCUGGGUGACCAGUCCUUGCAGGAGGUCUUCCUGGAGCUGGGGGAGACCAACCCCGGGGUACGGAGGGUGCCAAACGGCUCCCAGGGCAUGUUCCCAAUAGAUCGAGUGCUGGGCAUCCUGGCGUCAGAGCGGGGUCAGUGGGCAGGCCAGAAGCUGUACCGGCUCCUUCUCCAACAGCCGCCACUGGCAACUGGGCCAGCUUGGGAGGGCCACCCUGAGUAUUGGCUGGGGGAGGAGGAGUCCUGUCGGCGGGACCCCAAAAUGGGAGAGGGGCCACCCAGCCUCCCUGAGGAGCUGCAGGUCCUAUGCCAGAGGGAGGAGGACGCACUGCUGCCCAUCCUGCGGGAGCUGGUGUCCUCCGCCCAAAGCCUGCGCCACCACAUCCUCCAACGACCCAAGCAAGAGAAGCCUCUGGAGGAGUCCCCUGAGGUGUCGGCCGCCCUGCCUGGAUGGAAGUCCGUGCGCUGGCUGGACGCCUCCUUCGCCGAGGCAGCCGCUGGGCUCUACGCCGAACUCCGGCCCCUCCUCUGGAGAGUUGCUGCAUCCACCCUGGAGCACCGGCUGCAGCUCCAUUGGCCCGGGGCUCGGUGGCAGGAGGGGGCCGGAGCCCAACUGGGCCAGCAGCUCAACUGGGCCCUGGCACAGGCGCACCUGCCCCGCGAGAGUGCCGAGGAGCUGAGCGCAUUGGCGCUUCACCUGCUUCUGCAAGAUGUCCGCCAGCACUGGGACCAAGCUUUCUGCCACGCGCUAGGCUCCGGCCUCACCGACAAAUGCAUGGCCAAGCCAGCCGUCCCCGGCGCCGACGCUGCCCACAGCCAGACUGCGCAGCGCUUGCAGAGCCUCUACCUGCCGCUGAACUUCACUCUUGGCUGCCUGGACACCACGUCUGCCAGGAGUGCCGGCGAGGGUCUCCUCCCGGCCGGCCUCCGCCUGGAGCUGCUCUCCCUCUCGGCGGCCACCGCUCACGCCUCCUGCUUCUGGGUCAUGAGUAAGGCCUACCAGUACCUGGCCUCCUGGUCCCUCAGCCAGUUCCUCCUCGUGACCCAAGGGGACUUGCAGCUGCUGAAGGAGGAGGCGAAGGAGACGUCGGCUUUGGUUUGCCAGGCCUUUGCGGAAAGCAGGAGGACACAGAGGCCGCUCCUUGCCGGCCAGGAGCAAGAACUGGCCCAGCAAGUCCACUCCACAGCUGCCAGCAUUGAACAUUUCUCCCACAACGUGCUGAGGCUCUUCUCCUUGGACUGCAAGCGCAUGUCGGCUGAGAUCUUCACCCAGACCAUGCCACUGGGCAAACACUGGCGCCUCGCUCUCCGGACAGAGCUGCCCGCCUCCCCCAGCGAGUACGCCUCAGCCGCUGCUCAGACGGUGCUGGGCCAGGUGCUGCAGGGGAUCCAGCUUCUUCCCCACGAGGCCCAGGGGCCGGCCCUCAGCCAGGUCACCACAGCCUUCCUGGAGGCUUGGAUGGACCAUAUCCUGGCCCAGAAGAUCAAGUUCAGUCUGCAGGGGGCGCUUCAGCUGAAGCAGGACUUUGACCUGGUGCGGGAGCUGCUGCAGUCGGAGGACUACGGACUCUCCCCCGAGAUCCGGCAGCGGGUGCUCUCUCUCCGCGUCUUCCAGCAGACGGACAAUGCCAUCGCCUGCCUCCUCCAGCAGCCCAGCAAGGCCCCCCUGCCCUCCAACACCUGGGGGGCCUUCCACAAGUGCUGCUCCUCAGAUGGGAUCCGCACCCAGGACGGCGGCCCAGGCAGCCUCAACAGCCUGCAGAGCCUGGAAGGGUUGCCUGUUCCUCGCCCAGGGGCCGCUCUGGAGCCCCCACCGGUGGCGGUGGCCGGAGCGGCGGGGGACUUGCUGAGCCGCAUGCAAGGGUCCGGCUGCAGCCCUGAGACCUACCUCAGCUCCACGCAGCAAGAGUGGCUGGCGCUGCGCUUGCAUGGAGGUCGCCGCUGGAGGGUGCCCGCCCUGCCCUGCAUGAGCCGGACCUCCGAGCCCUGAGCGGCUGCCCAUCCCUCCCCUCAUUGGUGUGCCUCUGUCCCACAAGUGCCUUGCGUGACCCUUCUCUCGAACGACACUCCGUGGCCCCUUUGCUCUCAUGCGGAGCCUACUUGUGCCAGCUCCCUGCCGGUGCUAAAGAAGAAGUUCUCCCCUUCUGGGUGGGUCUGUCCUUCCUCUCCUGUAUCCUCGGAUGUCCACGAAGAGGUAUUUGGAGAGGAAGAGCACCCAGGACCAACGCAGGGGCAGCCGGAGUGAGACUGUUUUGGGGGUUGCUCCUGGGUUGCUUGUUUUGUAGCAGCAUCUGAGAAAAUAAAAGGUUUCCUGGUACUUUGAGCAUUCAAGAUGGUCAUGAAUACUUUUAAAGCAUUAAAUUCACUAAAAUAA
Molecule: messenger RNA, 3456 nt
Organism: Anolis sagrei ordinatus
Lineage: Eukaryota; Metazoa; Chordata; Lepidosauria; Squamata; Anolidae
Gene: CCDC142
Product: coiled-coil domain containing 142
Source: RefSeq, a predicted model, not a curated record